AUGUCACCCUCACGCCGCCCUAGAGACACCAGCGACCUCUUCCCCAUCCAGGUCAUGACAAGCAUCGAGUUCAAGUCCAUCCUGGAGCACAAAUCCCUACCCAAAAAGUCCAAAGUCGAAAAGAAGACAUCAGCGGCCGCGAAGCGGGCAGCCGCCGCCGCCGCCGCCGCCUCCACAACCAACAAGGAGGCAGACAGCAAAGCAGACAGCCCGAAGCAAAAGGCGCGAGGGCGCGCGCCAACGAAGGACAAACUAGCGAAGGAGAAGAAGGGGCCGUAUAAUGGCUAUGGAUGGAUCUGGCAGGACGACUUUAUCGAGUACUUGCAGCGAGACAGAGAGAUCAUGCAGUACAUACGCCAGCUCAUCCUCAACAGCCCAUUCUGGGGCUGCGGGGCCGUGCCCGAGUACUACUCUGGUGACCAGAGCUGCUGGUUCGAGCAGCUGUGUGGGUAUUUGUAUUUGUAUGGGUAUAGGUAUGGAUAUGAGACGGAGGGGCUGGUGCCGAUGGAGACGGUGCCGGUGCCGAUGAAGAUGGAGGUGGAAAUGGGGAUGAAGAUGGAGGUGGAAAUGGGGAUGAAGAUGGAGGUGGAGAUGGAGAUGGAGCCUGUGGAGUAUGUGCACGGUGUUGGUGUUGUGUAUAUGAACGGUGUGUAUGCCCCGCUUGCGUGUGCGCUGGUACCGCCGGAGUACCAGGUGGAGGAGGUGUGGUGGGAUGGUGGGUGUGGGUAUGGGGAGGUGUAUGAGGACAUGUCAUGUGAAGGGGUACUGUAG
Messenger RNA from Morchella importuna, 771 nucleotides. RefSeq lists its product as uncharacterized. The transcript is spliced from 2 exons. NCBI's taxonomy places the organism in Eukaryota, Fungi, Ascomycota, Pezizomycetes, Pezizales, Morchellaceae. Bases 1 to 771 code for a protein of 256 amino acids. The record is from RefSeq and is a predicted model, not a curated record.